AUGACCAUGGAGGAGCUGGAGGGGCGCCAGCUCGCAGGCGCCGCCGUGCGCGGCCCGGCCCCGCCGCCGCCCGCGCCCGGCCAGGCGCCGCAGGACGGCGCGCCGCGCGCCAACCAGGCGGCCACGCAGAAGCUGAUGAACUUCCUCAAGAAGGGACCGUCCCCCGCCGCCCCCGCACCGCCCGGGGGCGCGCCGCCGCCCCCGCCUACGCAGCAGCAGCAGCCGCAGCCGCAGGCACCACUGCCGCCGCCGCCGCCGCAGCAGCAGCCGCCACUGCCCCCGCAACCGCAGCAGCAGCAGCAGGAGCAGCAGGGCGUCGCGCCCCAGGGGCCGGGCAUAGACGCAGUGGACGACCUCUUUGCGGCCAGCAGCCUGGUGGGCAGCCUGCUAGACGACGCAGAGGACGAGGCCCCGAAGCCCAAAGCGCCCCUGAAGCUGCCCGGCGACGCCAUAGGCGGCGGCAGCAGCGGCGGGGGCGCGAUGCCGCCAGCGCUGCAGAACAUCUGGGGCACGGGUCCGGGCGUGUGGUCGGCGCCGGCGAAGGGCAGCGGGGUGUCGUCGCCGCUGUCGGGCGGCGCGGGCGGCGGCGCGAAGGCGCCUGCCGCGCAGCCGCAGGCGUCGCAGGCGCAACUGAUGCAGCAGCAGCUGCAGCAGCUGCAGCAGCAGCUGCCGUCGACGAGCGGCCCGCUGGGCGCCGGCGCGCAGACGACCGUCGCGACGGCCAACUCCAUUGCCGCGCUGUUGGCACAGGCGCAGCGCAUGCGGCCGGGGCAGGCACCUAUCGACCCCAACCAGCUGGCGGCGCUGCUGGCGCAGCAAAAGAUUGGCGCCGCUGGCGCGCCCCAGCAGCAGACGCAGGCGUCGCGCCCAACGCUGCCCGGCGGCGUAGACAUGGCCGCGCUCCUCCAGAAUGCGGCGGCGGCGGCAGCGGCGGCGCGGCCGCCGCCGACACAGCAGCAGCAGGCACUGCAGCAGCUGCAAGCUGCCGCGCUGGCGCCGCGUAUGCCGGGGCAGCAGGCCGCAGCGCCAAACAUGCAGCAGCUGCUCAUGCAGGCGCAACUACAGAUGCGGGCAGGCCAACAGGUGCAGCACCAACAGCACCAACAGCAGGCUCAGGCUCAGCAGCAGCAACAGCAGCAGCACCAGCAGCAGCAGCAGGCCAUCGCGCAUCAGAUCCUGCUUCAUCAACAGCAGCAGCGGCAGCAGCAGCAGCAGCAGCAGCAGCAGCAGCUGGCUGCGGCAGGAUUCGGCACGGCCCAGGGCCAGUAUGGUGCGCCUCGGCCGGGGAUGCCCGUCGCAUUGUCCCAGGCGCCGCCAGGGCAGCAGCAGCAGCAGCAGUUCCAGCAGCUCCUUGCCCAGCAGAUGCUGCAACACCAGCAGCAGGCGGCGAUGCUGCCGCCAGGGGCGCGCAUGAUGCCAGGCAUUCCACAAGGCGCGCCCAUGGCAGGUCUGCAGCAGCAGCAGCAGCAGCAGCAGCAGGCAGACCUGCAGCGCCUGCUGGCCCAGGCCGCACUGCAACAGCAACAGCAGCAGCCGCGCUGA
Messenger RNA from Monoraphidium neglectum, 1542 nucleotides. RefSeq lists its product as hypothetical. The transcript has a single exon. The coding region runs from base 1 to 1542 and encodes 513 amino acids. The record is from RefSeq and is a predicted model, not a curated record. NCBI's taxonomy places the organism in Eukaryota, Viridiplantae, Chlorophyta, Chlorophyceae, Sphaeropleales, Selenastraceae.